Closterium sp. Yama58-4 is the source of this 2211-nucleotide messenger RNA. The record is from the annotation of a GenBank genome assembly. Lineage: Eukaryota; Viridiplantae; Streptophyta; Zygnematophyceae; Desmidiales; Closteriaceae.
AUGGGUAUCACUGGCCUGCUUCCGUUGCUCAAGUCGGUUACGAGACGCACGCAUAUACGAGAAUAUGCUGGACGCAGGGUAGCCAUUGACACGUAUUCCUGGCUUCAUCGCGCUUCGUAUUCUUGCAGUCAGGAGCUUUGUCAAGGCACGCCGUGUACGAGGCACAUUCAAUACUGCAUGAACAGGGUCAAUCUCUUAAGAGACAAUGGCGUCAUUCCCGUGCUCGUCUUCGACGGCGGAAAGCUUCCCUCGAAAUCCCAGCAAGAAUCUAAACGAGACAAAUCAAGGAGGGAGAACCUUGAACGAGCGGAGCAGCUACUGCUGAAGGGCAAACGUAGUGAAGCAAGAGAGUGCUUUCAGAAGGCUGUUGACAUCACACCUGCCAUUGCGCACCAGCUUAUCAAGGUGCUGAGGCAGGAGCAUGUGGAGUACGUGGUGGCACCCUACGAAGCCGAUGCCCAGAUGGCGUUUCUCUGCACCAGCGGCCUCGUGCACGCAGUCAUCACAGAGGACUCCGACCUCAUCGCCUACUCCUGCCCACGCGUCCUCUUCAAAAUGGACAACAUGGGGCAUGGCGACGAGAUCGUGUACGCCAACAUAGGCCAAUCCCAAGAGCUCGCUCUGGCGGAUUUCACCCCGCAGAUGGUCCUUGAAAUGUGCAUCCUCAGCGGCUGUGACUACCUCGACAGCCUGCCGAAAGUCGGCCUCAAAACAGCCCACGACUGGAUCCGAAGGCACCGGGAUUAUCGGUCUGCGCUGGCUGCAGUGAAGCUGAAUGGGAGGGUGGUGCCGGAGGAAUACGGGGCGGCGUUUGAGCAGGCGCUGCUGACGUUCCUGCACCACCGCGUGUACCAUGUGGCCAAUGAGCACAUGACUCAUGUCAACCCGCUGCCAGCGACGCUUGGACCAGACACGGAUCUGUCGUUUCUUGGACCAUAUCCUCCUCAGCAUUCUUGCUCCCUGUCCUCGCUUGCCCCCUUUCUUGGGCCAUGUCCUCACUUGCUCCCUUUUUUGCCCCUACACAUGCUCAAGAGCACAUGGAGAUCGCCAUUGCAGCUGCCAGUGCAGAAGAACAAGCUGUCUAAAUACUUUCUCCCCACAGCUCCGGCUGCCAAGAAACAGUUCCAGCCACCACGAAGCUCGCCUGUAACGCCCCUGGUCCAGUCAGCCUUCGAUCCGUCCCGUCCCGAAGCUGCUGCCAAGCCUGGCCCCGCUGGCUCGGCAAAUCAGCCACGUGGCAACAGCAGCGGACGGGGCGGGCGGCCUGUGAGGACGUCAGCAGUGGGGGUGGGGUCUGCAGGGCCCACAGAGGGUGACUGCUUGGCGGGAGCUGAAAACGGCAGUGGAGAGCCGAUGCUGGGGGAAGACUUGGUGCAGUUUAUGGCAGGGACGGUUCUUGAGGAGGAGAGACAGCAGAAGCAGCCGCAGCAGCAGCAGCAGCAGCAGCAGCUGGUUGCAUGUGGGCCAAGAGCAGCUGUUGCCCGUGUGUUCCAACGAUUCACUCCGCCCCGCUCCAUUGCCGAAGCUGGGACCACUCCCGAGCCACCAUUGCAGCGGUACAGGCGAGCAGCAACACGUGCAACAGCUGAAUGGCAGGAGAACACGCCGACUGAUUGGGACCAGUUUGUGUUCCGGGGUAAUGAAAGGGCCCAUUCCGAAGGGGAGGAGGAGCGAGCAGAGCAGCGAUCGGAGGGUGUGUUGGGAAGGAACCGGGAUUUGGACGAAGAGCGGGAACUGGGUGCUGCUGAUCUGGAUGCGGAUUUGGAUGAGCUGCUGCUGCCUCCUGCGUUUGACCUCGUGAGUGACGUGCCGGGCAGUCACGAAGUAAGGCAAGUAGGACGGAGGCCAGGAGGGUGGAGGGCAGGCGGAUGGAUGGGCAUGCGAGGGGCAGCGGGCGCAGCACGGGGAGGAAGAGGCGGAGGAAUGGGUAUUGGAGGAAGGGGGAUGGUAGGAGUCGGAGCGGGUGGGGGGAUGGUAGGAGUCGGAGCGGGUGGGGCCGGCAGCAGCAGGCAGCAGGGAGAGGCUGUUUUUGGCACCCCAAGGCGGAUGCUGGGGAGUGGGCGAGGGGUGCAAGGGCGAGGAGUUCGGGGGAGAAUGGCGGCGGCGCAUGUGGUGGUGCGGCAGGAGAUGUCCUGCUCCACAUGCGUGGUGAGUCCCUCCUUCCUUCUGUUCCUUUCUCCCCUUUUAAGACGUCUCGAAAUCCGCAUGUGA